Besnoitia besnoiti is the source of this 828-nucleotide messenger RNA. RefSeq names its product glycoprotein. Gene Ontology annotation, cellular component: mitochondrial matrix. The record is from RefSeq and is a predicted model, not a curated record. Lineage: Eukaryota; Apicomplexa; Conoidasida; Eucoccidiorida; Sarcocystidae. The transcript has 2 exons. The coding region runs from base 1 to 828 and encodes 275 amino acids.
AUGGCAGUCUCCUCCUCCGCCCUUUUCCGCGUUUUCGCCUCCAGCAAGGCGCCGCUCGCGACCCCGUUCGCCGUGACAGUGCGUCAGAACCCGAAGGCCUGCAACGUCGCUUCGUUCUCUCAGUUCUCGCGUGCGCAGAGCGUUCGCGCCAGCAUGGCGCCGCUCGCCGCGCAGGGCAACGCGCAGCUCCCGGCGCUCUUUGCGACUUCCAAGACUUGGCUCGAGGGCAAGCGCGGCUUCAGCUCGCAGACCGGAGCCGACGUGGCGAAGGAUCUUUUGAAAACUAUCCAGAGCGAGAUCCAGCAUGAGCAGUCCACCUACGAACAGGACAACGAACUCACGCAGUUCAUCAAGAACUCCGGAUGGACGGUCUCCGAGAGCGACAACAACAUGAUGGUCACCCUCCAGAAGCAAGUCGGAAACAAGAAGGUCCUCGUCGAGUUCAGCUGCGUGCAGAGCGCAGAGGCGCCGACUGAGGAGGGGCCGGUGCCGGAGAUGUCCGACUUCACGGUAACGAUUACGAACCCCGACGAGUCGGGCGUGACUUUCUACUGCAGCACGACUCAGGACGAAGAGGACAAGUUCCGCUACUGCAUCGGCCAGGUCCGCUUCUUCAAGAACGCCGAGGAGAAGGAGAGCCUCAGCGUGUACCCGGGCCCGUACUUUGAGGACCUGGACGACUCCUUCCAGCAGGGUCUCGACGACUGGCUCGCCAAGAUGGGCGUCGACCCCGAGCUCUGCGACUUCAUCGACCGCUUCUCCGUCGACAAGGAGAACCGCGAGUACCUCGGUUGGCUGAAGAAGCUCGCCCACUUCGUCGAGAACUAA